This is a messenger RNA of Epinephelus moara (kelp grouper), 2681 nucleotides long. RefSeq names its product protein NLRC3-like. NCBI's taxonomy places the organism in Eukaryota, Metazoa, Chordata, Actinopteri, Perciformes, Serranidae. The transcript has 8 exons. The record is from RefSeq and is a predicted model, not a curated record. Bases 105 to 2681 code for a protein of 858 amino acids.
GAAGGGCUCUGGUCGUAAAGGGUGAUGUCAGUUUGUUCAGACUUCAGUUUGAGCUCCACACAGCAGGACGUCUGAGGCAGGUGUUUUGCUCUCAGAUUGAGAAGAUGAGUGAUUUAGGAGAAGCAGAGGACAGAGCAGUGUCUCCGGUCCCCAGCUGUCUGUCCAUGCAGAGUGAUCAGUCCAAAGGAAACCCUCUACACUUCAGUGAUGAAGCUGAACCCUCAGACACACAACAGAAAACAGAGUCUCCAGUAUCCAGCUCUCUGUCCAUGAAGAGUGACUUUUCCAAAGAGGAACCUCCAUACUUCAGUAAUGAACCUGGACCCUCAGACACAAAGCAUCAUGGGAGACGGUUUCUACUACAGAAAACAGAGUCUCCAGUAUCCAGCUCUCUGUCCAUGAAGAGUGACUUUUCCAAAGAGGAACCUCCAUACUUCAGUAAUGAACCUGGACCCUCAGACACAAAGCAUCAUGGGAGACGGUUUCUACUACAGAAAACAGAGUCUCCAGUAUCCAGCUCUCUGUCCAUGAAGAGUGACUUUUCCAAAGAGGAACCUCCAUACUUCAGUAAUGAACCUGGACCCUCAGACACAAAGCAUCAUGGGAGACGGUUUCUACUAGAGAAGAAGAAGAGGACUCAUGCUUCUGUAGUGGAACAGUCGUCCUGCUGUGCUUUGUGUCAGGACGUCCUGAAGGAUCCAGUCUCUACCAGCUGUGGACACUGGUUUUGCAGACAGUGCAUCACCUCCUACUGGGACCAGUUGUCUUCAUCAGGAGACUACUCCUGUCCCCAGUGUGGACAGAGAUCCAGAACAAGAGCUGGAUUGCAGACAGCCAGUCAGACCAGCAUUGUACAAAUGGACAGUGGUCUGCAGGAGGUUUUAGAUGAACAUAAGAUCAGUCUGAAGAGGAGAUGUGAACGUGUGACUGAAGGAACUGAUGAAACAGGAAGUGAAACCUGCCUCAACAGGAUCUACACUGAGCUCUACAUCACAGAGGGACAGAGUGAAGAGGUUAAUACCCAACAUGAGGUGAGGCAGCUUGAGACAACUUCCAAGAUGAAGACCCUCCAUGACACUCCAAUCAAGUGUCAUGACAUCUUUAAAGCCUUACCUGGUCAACAGAAACACAUCAGAGUCGUUCUGACCAACGGCGUCGCUGGCGUUGGAAAAACCUUCUCCGUACGGAAGUUUACUCUGGACUGGGCCGAGGGUUUGGAAAACCAAGAUGUCAGUCUGGUGAUUCCGCUUUCAUUCAGGGAAUUAAACUUGAUCAGAGAUGAGAAGUACAGUCUUCUCAAGCUGCUCCGUGUUUUCCAUCCAACAUUACAGAAGGUCACAGCAGAGGAGCUCGCUGUCUGGAAAGUUCUGUUCAUCUUUGACGGCCUGGAUGAAAACAGACUGUCAUUGGAUUUCAAGAACAAGAGGGUCGUGUCUGAUGUCACACAGAAGUCAUCAGUCAACAUGCUGUUGACAAACCUCAUCCAGGGGAAGCUGCUUCCCUCGGCUCUGGUCUGGAUAACUUCCCGACCUGCAGCAGCCAGUCAGAUCCCUCCUGCAUGUGUUGACAGGGUAACAGAAGUACGAGGCUUCACUGACGCCCAGAAGGACGAGUACUUCAGGAGGAGAGUCAGUGAUGAAGAGCUGUCCAGCAAAACUAUCUCCCAUAUCAAGACCUCCAGGAGCCUCCACAUCAUGUGUCUAAUCCCAGUCUUCUGCUGGAUCACUGCUACAGUUCUGGAUCACAUGUUGACUACAGAGCAGAGCGGAGAGCUGCCCAAGACCCUGACUGAUAUGUAUUCACACUUCCUGCUGGUUCAGACAAAGAGAAAGAAGCAGAAGUAUGAUGAGGGACAAGAGACAAGUCCUCAGGAGCUGACGAAGGCUGACAAGGAAGUUCUUCUGAAGCUGGGGAGGCUGGCGUUCGAACAGCUGGAGAAAGGAAACAUCAUGUUCUACCAAGAAGACCUGGAGAAGUGUGGUCUGGAUGUCACAGAGGCCUCUGUGUUCUCAGGAAUUUGUACAGAGAUCUUCAAAAAAGAAAGUGUGAUCUUUGGUAAAACUGUCUACAGCUUUGUUCAUCUGAGCGUUCAGGAGUUUCUAGCUGCAGUCUACCUGUUCCACUGUUACACAAACAAGAACACAGAGCUACUGAGGGCUUUUUUUGGGGAAAAGAAGAGCCACUCAUCCCAGAAAAGGUCUGACACAGUCUCAUCACUGGAUGACUUCCUGAAGAGAGCUAUGGAAAAAUCCCUCAAAAGUAAAAAUGGCCACCUGGACCUGUGUGUUCGCUUCCUUUAUGGCCUUGCUCUAGAGUCCAACCAGAGGCUCUUAGGAGGCCUGCUGGGUCCGACAAACAACAGUCCACAAGUCAUCCAGAGAGCCAUGAACGACCUGAAGAAGAUGAACCUGGACAAGAUCUCUCCUGACAGAAGCAUCAACAUCUUCCACUGUCUGACGGAGAUGAACGACCACUCAGUUCAUCAGGAGAUCCAAGAGUUCUUGAAGUCAGGAAGCAGAUCGAAGAAGGAACUCUCUGUGAUCCACUGCUCAGCUCUGGCCUACAUGCUUCAGAUGUCAGAGGAGGUUCUGGACGAGUUGGACCUGAAGAAGUACAACACAUCAGAGGACGGACGACUGAGACUGAUUCCAGCUGUGAGGAACUGCAGAAAGGCUGUGUAA